AUGGGUAAACUCAUUCAAGUGUUCGUUAUCGGUGGCUUGAUUCGUUUCCUACUACCUACAUUCAUUCCAUCCGUUACUACCACGCUUUCGUCAACGGUUGAAUUGAGCACACCUAUAACCUCGUUCAAAUCCCUACUCGAGGCGAUAUACUUCUUAAACCACGACAUUGAUUUGUAUGACGGAGGAGUUAACCACCACCCGCCUUUGGUAGUUAUAAUUGCCUCCUGUAUUAAAGCUAUACCGUUUUCACUCAUCUGGUUCGAUUUAGUGUAUACCAUCACUGACUUGUUGAUUGCUUGGAAGAUAGUGAAGCUCAACCAGUGGUACAACGAGUCGCGUAGCAAAAUCAAAGGAUCCCAAGUUACUGGUUUCAACGAUGACUUGAUUGCAUGCUUUUAUUUGUUCAACCCGUUGAUCAUUUUGACAAACUUGAGCCAUUCAACCGUUGUGUUUACGUGGUAUUUUAUUAUCGAAAGUUUAAUUCAGAUAGUGUUGAAGAGAAAUAUUAUGCGGUCGAUGAUAUCAUUUGCAGCAGCAACGUAUCUAUCAUUCAAUUCGUUGUAUAUAUUCCCAUCAUUGGUUGGAUUGGCACUCAGGACUUUCCCAACAACCACACAUAUAAAAUUGUUGGUCACCAGCUCGACAGGCUACCUCGUGUCAUUGCUUCUCUUGGCAUUGGCUUCAUUUGCAUUUACAUCGUCUUGGAGCUUCUUGGAUAAUUGCUACUUGGCAGUGAUAUACUUCAAAAAGAUAACACCGAAUGUUGGCUUAUGGUGGUAUUUGUUCACUGAAAUGUUUGAAUUCUUUACUCCAUUUUACCUUGGAAUGUUUAAUUUAUACUCAUUUUCAUUUAUACUCCCAAUCGCAAUCCGUUUAUUUGAAUCAAGAGCCACGCCCGACCAAGGUGACUCAUUUCUAGCUGUGUUAUUGUCCUUGCUAUGGGUUUCGUUCACUAAAUCUUAUCCAACAGUUGGAGAUUUAGGAUUUGCAUUAUCAUUAUUGCCAAUUUUCAAAGGAACAAUAUUACCUUAUUGCAAGAUGAUCUACGUUUCGAGUAUGACUUUGGUAACGGCGCUUAUAUUGUCGCCUAUAUUCUACUACUGCUGGAUUGUGUUGGGUAACGGUAACGCAAAUUUCUUUUACAGUAUCAAUUUGAUAUGGGGUGGUGUACACAUUCUCAUUUUGAUGGAUUUGUUGUGGGCCAAGCUAAUCGUUGACUAUGGUGUGGAAAAUGAUAUCUGUAAAGAAGAACUCAAGGGGCUCAAUUUGGCCCAGAUAUAA
Messenger RNA from Lodderomyces margitis, 1281 nucleotides. RefSeq names its product GPI-anchor transamidase subunit. The transcript has a single exon. Gene Ontology annotation, cellular component: membrane; GPI-anchor transamidase complex. Gene Ontology annotation, biological process: attachment of GPI anchor to protein; protein localization to cell surface. NCBI's taxonomy places the organism in Eukaryota, Fungi, Ascomycota, Pichiomycetes, Serinales, Debaryomycetaceae. The record is from RefSeq and is a predicted model, not a curated record. The coding region runs from base 1 to 1281 and encodes 426 amino acids.